Messenger RNA from Durusdinium trenchii, 2107 nucleotides. Lineage: Eukaryota; Dinophyceae; Suessiales; Symbiodiniaceae. The record is from the annotation of a GenBank genome assembly.
CAUAAAUCCGACAUAAUGGACCAUCAAACACCUGCCAACCAAACCCCCCCCACACCGAAAUCACCGUGCGUCCUGCCGCGAAAACCCGCGCGCGACCGGUCGCCACCGCGCGGGUCGCGCGGAGCCUGCGACGCCGGGCGGAGCCGCCCUGUGCGGGCCCUGCAUGAAGUUACAGGGCUGGCGAUCUGCAGGUGCCUGGGCCGGCGUUGUCCCGGUCUUUGGUGGCUCGGGCACCCAGUUGAGGUGUUCUGUGGAGUGGAAGAGAGUGACUCGGAGUUGUUGGGGAGGUUCGAGGAUGAGCGGAAAGAUGAAAGAUAUGACAAAUUAUGACAAUAUAUACUAAUACGCUGAAGUCGACAGGUGUUAUAAUGUUUUUAUGGUUUAUGUUGUUUUAAAUGAUGUUUUAUGCCUCACCACGCUCAAUUUUAGGGAUGAAGGAGACGUCGUUUUCAAAGCGCCGGUCCUGGCGCCAGGACGACUUUCCGGGGCUUCCGGAAGUCUCACGGAGAAAGGGCUCCACAGGUCCAUGAGCCCGGAUUCCAUAGGUCCGCUCUUUUUCAGAUUGGAGGGUAAGACGCAGUCAUGUGCCGUCUUAGACUGGCAUAUUGACCGACAAUUGGGGUGGUUUCACGGAUCAAUAGUAGUGAUUCCACUCAUCUCUACCCCCGGCCCAAGUGGCAGUUCACCUGCAAGACUCCUUCCCUUCCAAUGUGGGGGCAGAUGAGGCUGACGGAGCUGGGCAAACAGUGUUCGUUCCAUGUGUGCCCCAACUACCUCCGUUUCGACGAUGGUUGGGGUGGCUGUGAGGGGGUCCUAAUCACCUUCUGAGAAUAUGGUUGGAGACUCCUAGGGGUGGAUGUCCUCUUUUUGUUCUGGCCAUGGAUUUGUGCAUGGCCUCCCCAGCCCCCCCUCUGGUGCCUUCCGAGUCUUAAGGACUUUUGGUGUCAAUCCAAGGCCUUCACCGCGUCCACCAGUUGGAUGAACUGCCGACCGCAAGUCUUGCUUUCGGAAUGGUUCGACUCCAAUCGCUUGUUGGACCUCUUUGGUUCGGCCUCGCUACGCACGGCGUAUGAUUGCGCCCCACGGCGGUAUCGAGCGCAAUUUCUUUGCGCGCUCAAUCGUACCACUAUGGCAGAAGCCAAGAGGAACAACGAUUGCGUGCGCGGAAAUUGGCAUCCAGUGAUGAUGCAAUACCCGGAGAUUGCGCUGUGGCGCGACCUCCGGGACAAGAUCAAGCUCCGCGUUUGGACGCCGGAGCCCGUCGAGGAGAAAACCAAGCGGCGAGGCAGCAUGUGGGAUGACGAGGAGGGCAAGCGCACCUCGAACUGGGCCACGACUUGGCGUGAGAGGAUUCGGAAGGUUUUGCCGCGUGGCAUCGAUGGCUUCGUCAACGCCGGUGAUAAAGAGGUCCGGCUUAUGGUUUCGGCCUUGUGGCAGGAUAUCUCGGACUGGGUGCAGACCGAGGAGCAAGGGCCUCGCUUCCUGAGCCUCUUUACGGCGGAGCCUCCACAGGCGCCAGAUGGCACCGAGGCUCCUCAAGUGGAUCAAUGGGCCUUCAUUCCAGCGUCGGAUCUCCUCUUAGUCGUCGGGGAGGGCAUCGUGGGGAUCAGCGCGGAGGGCUUCGGUGCCGCGGACGCGAAGCCCGGCCACGAAAGGAUGAGCUUCGACGAGGCGAUGGCUGGAAAGAAAGAGAAGGUGAAGGAGGUGGAGAAUGAUGAGAAGGAGAAGAAGAAAAGCAAGGACAAGGACAGAAGUAAAUCAAGAGAUGAUAAAAAGAAAGAUAAGGAUGGCAAGCCCACAAAUGAUCCAGACUUCAACUGGGAGAAGGUGUGGCGCGAGCGAGUGCAAAUUAGCAAGCAACGGCCGCGGCGUUCGCCGCCGCCCGAAACACGGUCCGACAACCGGCGUUCCCGCUCGCGGCGGCGUGGACGCUCGCGCUCGAACCGGAGAUCCAGGUCGCGCGAGAGGCGCGACAGGCGGCGGCGCCCCGUGUCGGGGUCUCGAUCCUUCUCUCGGUGACCGGGACGGAGGUGGCUUCGCAGAUCAUCUUCGUGCAGCUGAGGGGCGAAAGGAAGUGAAGGUGGACCGUGGAUGAAUGUAAUUUCAC